Molecule: messenger RNA, 1790 nt
Organism: Leguminivora glycinivorella
Lineage: Eukaryota; Metazoa; Arthropoda; Insecta; Lepidoptera; Tortricidae
Product: EF-hand domain-containing family member B-like
Exons: 2
Coding region: 99-1652 (517 amino acids)
Source: RefSeq, a predicted model, not a curated record
GUGACACAUCUGUGACAAAAUGUCAAUUACGUGAUCAAGAUAAAAGUCAUAUUCUCAAUUGCUUUUCAUACAGAAAUAUAUUUAUUAGUGUAUUCAUAAUGCCCGUCGACUGCCAAAGGUCUACUUCUGGUGGGAAGGGGAAUUUAGGGAUGUUUAUAGAAAGAACCCCUCACGUCUGCGCAGCCGGACUGCCGUCGGCUGAACCAGACGAUAAAAUAAAAGACUUUAUGCAGCAUUACCUCUUAAAAGAAGAAGCUGAUGCCUUAAUUUCAGACGCGAUUCAUCCACCAAAACCUUCGCGACCCCUUCCUCCUUUACGCAAACCCUUCCCCCAGGACAAGAGAAAUGCCGGGUUUUUCACCGAGGUCAAAGAAGUAAUGUUCUCUAAAAAGGAAACAAAGUUUCAAACUAUAGCCGAGGAUUUAAAAAACACCGUAUAUGCUUCCGUCUGGAAGAAACCAUUGGGGGAAUGCAGGGAUUCUCUUCCUAUGAUGCCAGCAGGUUUCGAUAAAAAUACAACUUUCGGAAAGAAAACAGAUCGACCUGUGUCGCUAUACGAUAUAAUCAUGCCCAAGGUUCCUUUACUAGACAAGACGCCGCCUUUUAAACAAGCUGGUGUUCAAAGGAAGCGAAGCUAUUGUGAACCAUUCAACCCCGACGCGUUUUUCGGCCACAAGUCAGGAUUAUGUAAGACUGGAAAAUUCGCAAAGAAAUGCAUGACUGAUGACAACGUGGAAAAUGGUAUCACUGCCGCUGUAGUUACAAGUAACCACGCAAAUUAUUUAAACACUACCCAUCAACGGUUAGGAAAGGCAUUGACCCCUUACGAUAAUAUUAAAGAACGACCAGAAGGCAGUAGCUUUGGCGCUCCAUCAGAAACCCCUAAACCCAGCGUGGAAUCUUACACUUCCUGUAAACUAUACCCUGAAAAAGAAUUCAUCAAGAAAUGCUUUACUCAUCUCAAUUCUGUAAGAAAAGUUUUAUCCAAGCAGUUCUUACCAGAAUUUUUCGCUAAAUUCUACUUACUCUUUAAACACUUGGAUACGGAGAAGUCAGGAUGGCUAUCAAAGAAUAUCGUUUAUGAACAGUGCAUUAUUAAGAGGAUCAAGUUUGAUUCUUUCAUAUUCGAAACUUUGCUGUCAUUGUGGAAAGCUUUCGACGGUUCUCGAAUAGAGUAUAAGACAUUCGUUCACAUGAUAAAUUACAGAGAACCGACGCAAGAAAUCCCAAAAAUACCUGACAUACAAGAAAAUUGUCUAAACUAUCAAACGACAUACAUGGAGUUGAGCGAGCCAAAAUGUCCUGAUGUGAGUCCGAUGGCAGGUAUUCCAUCUGGCCGAUAUUUCGACCGCGACUAUCCAAUAACACCUGAUAAUUGCUGCAAGGCAGAUAGAUCUCUUCUUCCACAUGAAUCUGACGCAAAGUCCUGCUUAUACCCAAGUGUAUUUACCAAAUUUAACGUCAGCCAUCGUGACAUGUACGCUAAAAGAGAGCCUGGAUUGAUUAGAAAAGUAUUUGAGAACAGCGGGGAGCGGUUUACAGAUGAUUCUUUUGAGGAAAUUUGGCAGGAAGCUAAGAAGUAUCAUUCUGAGGGGUGGGUCUGUUUUGAAACUUUUAAACGCGCAUUGAUUAAGUAUCAAGGUAGUAAAUAGUUCUCUUUAAGAACAACAUAGGUGUUACAAUCAACUUAUUUAUAGUUUACUUAUAUCGCCGAGUGCUGAAGUUAGAAAUUUGAUCUCAUAUGUUUUGCCAGCAACAUUUUAUAGGUAACGCAUGUUUCCGUUACAUAC